Molecule: messenger RNA, 1761 nt
Organism: Sinocyclocheilus grahami
Lineage: Eukaryota; Metazoa; Chordata; Actinopteri; Cypriniformes; Cyprinidae
Product: ras-related protein Rab-43-like
Exons: 2
Coding region: 1080-1403 (107 amino acids)
Molecular function (GO): GTP binding; GTPase activity
Source: RefSeq, a predicted model, not a curated record
UUUAAAGUUGGCACACUGGACGCUUAUGCAAUAGCCAAGGUGUUUGUCAAGCUGUAAACAAAGCCUAGAUCAAACUGUGGAGUGGAGUCCGUUGAGUCUAAUUGGCUUUUAUUUAUCUUCUGUAAUAACCCUUUUGCAACGUUCAUAAGCAUUAGCCAAAACACAGGUACUCGGUUGUGCUGGAUUGGUUUAGGAAAAUCUCAUGUUUUCUCUCGGUAUUUUCUGUCCUGGGUUGUAAUUGUUGUCAUGUCAUGUUUUUGUACCGCUUGAGCUUGAGAAAGCCGCUUUAUUUUGCACUUUACACCUUAGUUUUUCAUAGAUAAUGCAUACAAAACUGUCAGUCAUGUUAUAUGAAUGGAAACAUGCAAAACGAAGAAUAACUAUUUAAGAUUCUGCACUAUUUCUUGGUCAUUAAUCAAGUAAGAAAGUUGUGCUGUUGAUCAGGCUAAAGGCCCAAAUAUGACUAUGAAAAUUGGUGCAAACAAGAUUUUCGACAGACGCAGUUUGCUUUGUUUAUUGUAUUGUUAGUUACUCAUCUCUCUCCGCUUCUGAUGGCUGGCUUUUCAUUCAGAAAUGUUUAUUCAACAUUUCCUUUCGCACUUAGUGUGAAAGCGCCUUAAAGUUCACCCAAAAAUUAAAAUUAAACUUCAUCCUCAUGUUGUUCCAAACCCAGUUUAGCACACAAACAGCUUAAAGUCAGCAGACGUAUCCGCUGUAGUGAUGAGUUAUACAUGACCAAUUCUGUGAUCUGCUAACUGGAGAUUUAAUUAGUGAAUCAUUGGGGUUUAGCGUAUGUGUAUCCGGAUGUUACUUAUAGUAAAUGCAACAACGUGUGUGUAGGAUAAGUACACCGUAUCAAACUUCAGCACAAUUACAUCAUCGCUAAAGACACCUAAUGUAGAGUGGCUGCAGUAUUUAUAAGUGUGAUAGUACAGUACAAUAGAGGUAAAUAUGUAGUGGUGUAGUUGCAGAUUUGGGAUACAGCCGGACAGGAGCGGUUUCGCACGAUCACACAGAGUUACUACCGCAGCGCCAACGGAGCCAUCAUCACUUACGACAUCACGAAGAGAGCCUCCUUCAUGUCUGUGCCCAGGUGGAUGGAGGACGUGAAGAAAUACGGAGGGUCCAACAUCGUCCCGCUGUUAAUCGGUAAUAAAUCAGACCUGCUGGACUUGCGUGAAGUUCCGGUUGAGGAUGCACAGAGCAUGGCUCAGCAGCUGGAUUGUGUUGGCGCCAUCGAGACUUCAGCCAAGGACUCCAGCAAUGUGGAAGAGGCGUUCAACCAGAUGACCAGUGAGCUCAUCCUGAGACACGGCGGGCCCAUGUUCACUGAGACCGUGAGCGACGGCUUUAAACUCAACAGCAAGGAUGUGAGCAGUGAGGGCUGGGGAUGUGAGUGUUGAUGAGCGAUAAAAAGCUCGCUCAGCUGCUGUAUAGAUUGAGUGCUGUCAGGAGGAGACCUUACUAGGAGUAAAAGACUCUCAAAACAGUCAGACGUACCUGUGAAGACAUUGGGCAUGAUUGCCAAGAACAAAAUUGUCACACAUUUAAAAAAAAAUCAUAAGCAGACAAAAUUAUUUUCUAAAAAUCUAGGCUUGAAAGGACAAAUAAGACGUUGUGUUAAACCGUAAGAAGUUUCCAGUUCUGUCUGUCCACACUGAACGCAAAACUACUGUGCGUCGUGACUAGGGACGGGCGAUAUGGGCUUUAAAAUAUAUCACGAUCAUUUCUGAUAUUUUUGCGAUAACGAUAUCAGUGACG